AUGGUUAAACCAUGGCAUACUCAAGCAGUGGAACACUAUAAAUUGUGGUUACCAGUGACUCAGAAACUGAGCUUCCGAAAAUUUAUUGAACAAUCUGACUUACUAGAAGAACUUAAAUAUGACUUCAAUGAAAAAGCUGAAUUGAGACACACUGAGACACAUGGGCCUUUUGCCUUUAACUAUUAUAAGAAUGUCCUGGAGAGGAAUAGCAAGCGAUACUGGGCCCUUGGCCAUUUGCUUGAACAAUACAUUUAUGAACUUUUGGAGAAAGUGUGCAAAUUACAAAAAGUAUAUAUCCCAUCAGAGGCUGAUAAGGAACCAAGAAGCUUCUUUUUCAUGAGUGAGAGAGCGUUAUCAAAUCAUCAUUCUGCUCUUCUUGUCCUCCUUCAAGACCACGGGGUCUUUAGAGCUGGUCAGUGGAGUCAGCAGGCAAUAAUACAUCAUGGUCUCCAACAUGGAAGUCAGAUACCAUGUAUUCAAAUGGCAUUGCAGGCACAUUAUGAUGUAAUUGUGCUAAACCCCAAUGACAAUUUUGUGGACCAGCAGACAGGAAAAGAGUGGAAAGGCCUUUUAACACAAAAUGUUGAGUUCUCUUCCAGAAAAAUGUUUCAGACAGAGAGCUUUUUCUCUCUCCAGGAGUCUCUCCAAUGUAUUCCAAAAAGAUGCAGCAACACUCCUGAAGAACACAUGGCUUAUAUUUGGGAUUACUUCAUUUCAAAGACUGAAGGCAAGGAUGUUGCCUUCAUUGUACACGGUUAUGGAGGCUUGGUUUUUAUGGACUUGCUUGUUCGAAAAAAGUGGGAUGUGAUGAGCAAAGUAUACGCUGUUGCACUUAUUGACUCUGAACAUCAUGUAGGACACCAGUUGGGAAGCGAUGUCCAGUUAUUAGAAUGGAUAAAGCAGCACUGCCGUGAAUGGGUGACAAGUCCGAAGCCUUUGGAUAAACCUGCAACAACCGUUUUGAAAAAGGAGUUUCCUACAGUUUCUGCUGGUACAGAAAAACACAACUUAGCCCCUUCCUCUAGCCUUCAGUCAAUUUUUAAAUACUUUAGAAAAGCUUUGAAAGCCAAAGCAGCUAAUUUCUCUCGAGUGUCCAUAGUGACUAGAAGCUCCACAAAAAGAAAGCAAAGUGCUUAA
Molecule: messenger RNA, 1137 nt
Organism: Budorcas taxicolor (takin)
Lineage: Eukaryota; Metazoa; Chordata; Mammalia; Artiodactyla; Bovidae
Product: putative protein FAM172B
Exons: 2
Coding region: 1-1137 (378 amino acids)
Biological process (GO): regulatory ncRNA-mediated heterochromatin formation
Cellular component (GO): nucleus
Molecular function (GO): siRNA binding
Source: RefSeq, a predicted model, not a curated record